Molecule: messenger RNA, 261 nt
Organism: Aspergillus homomorphus CBS 101889
Lineage: Eukaryota; Fungi; Ascomycota; Eurotiomycetes; Eurotiales; Aspergillaceae
Product: protein PET117
Exons: 2
Biological process (GO): mitochondrial respiratory chain complex IV assembly
Cellular component (GO): mitochondrion
Source: RefSeq, a predicted model, not a curated record
AUGUCUCGAGCUUCUAAGUUGACAUUGGCCGCGACCGGCCUGGGCACAGCAGGGAUUGUCUACUUUGUGCACUGGGCACAAGAGCAAGAAAAGGCGUCAAUGCACAAGGCGGUCGAACUUGACACGGAGAAGCAGCGCGUUCGACAGGAACGACAAGCUGACUUCGAGAUGCAAAGGGCUCUCGAGCAAGAAUACCGGAAACUUCAAAAGGUGUCUCCAAGCUUAGACGAACCUAGCGGGACGCAGACAGGCCAAGGACAA